Globicephala melas (long-finned pilot whale) is the source of this 3606-nucleotide messenger RNA. It is a transcript of the gene DRAM2, whose product is annotated as DNA damage regulated autophagy modulator 2. Gene Ontology annotation, cellular component: lysosome. Gene Ontology annotation, biological process: photoreceptor cell maintenance; regulation of autophagy. The record is from RefSeq and is a predicted model, not a curated record. NCBI's taxonomy places the organism in Eukaryota, Metazoa, Chordata, Mammalia, Artiodactyla, Delphinidae.
CGUAAAGGGAUAUAGGGUCGGAACAGGAGGCGGUGCGAGCGCGCACUCCCUAGUGGUGAGCGCGCCCCAGGGCCGGCUUAGCUGCUCGGGUGCGCGCUUCUGGGCCUCUGUCCUGCCGGCAGCCUCCGGAGCCGGCCGUCCGUACAGGCAGGGACAUCCAAGCAAGCUCCCCUCCUCUCCGCGCCCCGUUUGCCCCAAGCCCGACCGAGCUCUGCCUCUCGCAUCUUUUCCCGGCACCAAACAACGCGUUAAUCCAGCUCUUCGUCCGAGUGCUUCGCGCUUCCGGAAGAAGGCAGCGCAGUCACCACUUAGAGGAGACAGCGUAAGGAAUUCAUCUUUUCACUGGUGGCAUUUAAAUAUUGGUGAAAUUCAAAAAUUGUAACUGCAGUUCUGAUUCACGGAUCUUCAAGGAAAGCAGAGAUAGGAUUUACAAAAGGUGCAGUUUUGGGCAGAUUUGAAGACUGGGAUUUUGAGAACUUGUAAAACAGGAGACGUGUUUGAGAUGUGGUGGUUUCAGCAAGGCCUCAGUUUCCUUCCUUCAGCCCUUGUAAUUUGGACGGCUGCUGCUUUCAUAUUUUCAUAUAUCACUGCUAUAACACUUCACCAUGUUGACCCUGUUUUGCCUUAUAUCAGUGACACUGGUACGGUAGCUCCAGAAAAAUGCUUGUUUGGGGCAAUGUUAAAUAUUGCUGCAGUUUUAUGCAUUGCGACCAUUUAUGUUCGUUAUAAGCAAGUUCAUGCUCUGAAUCCUGAAGAGAGUCGUAUCAUCAAAUUAAACAAGGCUGGCCUUGUACUUGGAUUACUGAGUUGUUUAGGACUUUCUAUUGUGGCAAACUUCCAGAAAACCACCUUUUUUGCUGUACAUGUAUGUGGAGCUGUGCUCACCUUUGGCAUGGGCUCAUUAUACAUGUUUGUUCAGACUAUCCUUUCCUACCAAAUGCAGCCCAAAAUUCACGGCAAACAAGUCUUCUGGAUCAGACUACUGUUGGUUAUCUGGUGUGGAGUAAGUGCAUUUAGCAUGCUGACUUGUUCAUCACUUUUGUACAGUGGCAGUUUUGGUGCUGAUAUAGUACAGAAACUCCAUUGGAAUCCUGAGGACAAAGGUUAUGUGCUUCACAUGAUCACUACUGCAGCAGAAUGGUCUAUGUCACUUUCCUUCUUCGGUUUUUUCCUGACUUACAUUCGUGAUUUUCAGAAAAUUUCUUUACGGGUAGAAGCCACUUUACAUGGAUUAACCCUCUAUGACACUGCUCCUUGCCCUAUUAACAAUGAACGAACACGGCUACUUUCCAGAGAUGUAUGAUGAAAGGACAAAAUAUACCUAUGGUGAUUAUGAUUCUCAGGGAUUGGGGAAAUAUUCAUGAAAGUUACUUAUUCUGCUCUGAAAUUUUCAACCAGUUAAUCAAGGCUGACAGUGAUAUCAAAGAAUCCUGAUAAUCAAGAGACAUGAAUUAAGCCAUUUGGUGUUGUUUUAAAGGAUAUCUUCAAGAGGACCGUGAAAAAACAUUUAUGCCUAUACUUUUUUAUCCCAGAAAAUAAAACCAAAGGACUACAAAAUUGUAGAUUUUUUUCUACUUUUUUAAGAGAAACAACCAGAAAUGCACCAAGCAGUCUGCAAAAUCCAGCUUUUCACAUUUUAAAAAACAUUACAAAUCAUAUUUUGUUUGGAGCACUUAUGUGAGAUAUGUUUCAGGACCCCAAAUAAUCAGCAGUGCUCAACAGCUCCUUUAAAAUUGAGUUUUGAAGUAAUAGUUUUACCAUAUUAAUACAUUUCUUAUAGUCUUUAUAAAAUUUAUUUCGUCUGGAAUCCAACUUUAAAGGGAAGCAGACCUGAAUUCAUGUGAGCACUUUUAUUGCUUAAGCUUUGCACAAGAGAUUCUGUAGAUAUUGAUUUGAUUCCUGCCACAAGGCCAGAUAGUAUGCUAACUGGUGUAUACACAUGCUUGUGAUAGUUUCAUGAAGCUUAGUCUCUGAUAUGAGAUUUUAAUUACUAAUGAAUGAGAAAAGUAGCUAUAGGUAAAUUUACUCCAGUUGUGUUUUGCAUAAGACAAUGGUUAGUGUUCCUACACAAGUCUGAGAAGUUUGUGAAUAACAGUAAGUAUAAUUAAAAUAAAAGUCACCUCAAACUGCACUCAAGAGUGAAGAUUUUCAUUUAUAGCAAAUUAUAAUUACUUGAAAAAGCAGCCUUGAACAGGCAAAUGGUGAGCCUUUUUUAAUGGAAUGUGAUCUUUAUAUUAUACAACCCAAAUUCUAAAGGACAAUAUCAGCAAUCCAGAAAAACUAGGUACAGAAUAAUUGUGAUACAUGCAUCUACCAAAAUAAUUUUCUUUCUCUCUGGUCAUGCAAGUGAUUGGAUAGCUUCUACUUGGAUCCUUAUCUGUGCAGAUAGAGAAUGGUUUACAGAUGCCAGAUAAAAUUCAAAAGAAGAAAAUGCUCAUCUGGAAGUGCCCAGUGACAAACUGGUUUGCAAAAGAAUCUCUGACGAAGAUUAACAAGUUUUAUCUUUAUAGAAGAAUUGGGUCCAUAGCCAGAAUAAAAGAUAGUAAGAAAAAGUUUAAAGUGUAAGAGGGAGCAAUUUUAGGAAAAAUGGUUAUAUGGUGGAAACGUAGAUCUCAAUUAUGAAAAGGUUGCUAGUUAUAGGACUCUAAAUAGUAUUUCUGAAGACUUCUGGACUCAUAAGAGAGAAAAUGGAAUAAAAUACUAUUUAGCUAUUUCAAGCAACAGUGAACAUGGGAGACAUUUCAAUAAACAUUGAUUGAAAUCUGGCAUCACUAGAAAAAAAUUGUCAAUACAAACCAUAAAACAUUUUUAUCAUGCCUCUGAAAAUCAUGGUGCAACCACAUCUGGGAAACAGCAUCUAGUCCUGAUUGCUGUCCCUCAAGGAAAUGUAAUUCCAAGUUGUGAAGGACCAUGGUAUGGUAAGAGGGAAAUUGAUAGAAUCAAAGUUUAUAAGAUUAUAAAUUAUGUGUGGGGGAGAUGGCACAGGGAAGCACAUGGACUUGUACAUCCAUACUAGAAUAUUAGACUUAGAGGUAUACUAACAACAUUAAAUUAUUUUAAAACAAAAAGUAUUACUUGGAUAGUAUUUUAAUUCCAUUAUUUAACUUUUACCUUUAGAAAUAACAUGGGCUGAAAAUAUGAAUAAGUUCAAAAAGGGAUUAUAAAUAAAGAGAUUUUUGAAUGUGCCUUCAUCCCUCAUCUUAAGGCUGAAUUAGUGGAAGACAACCAUAUCCUACCUCAAAAUAUGCCUUGCCACCACUGUCAGAUAUAGUAGCUUGGAUGAACGGUUAAGGUAGUUCAAUUCAAUCAAUUUUGUUUUGAAUGUUUGGCCUUUAGAAUAGGAGGUUUUAAGCUGACAAAAUUAGCAGAUAUUUCCUAUGUCCUUGGAGACACAGCAAGACUGCAUUUCCCUUUUAAUUAAGUAUAGGCAUAAAACCAAAUUUUAGCCAGUGAAAUGUAAAUGAAAUGGAUGUGUUUGCUAUUUUCGUAUUAAGGUUUUGAAAAACAGGAAUGCUCUUUCCCAGUUUUUUCUCUUUACACCGUUUGUAUAUUGAUGACAACAAGAUUUUUAGGAAAGGACAGAAUCACAUGUAGGAGCUUGAACUA